ACUGGGGAGGUAAGCUAGCAGCUCCUCCUUGCACAUGCAGAGCUGAGCUGGCAGCAACCAGACAGGAGGAGGGAGAGAGAGAGACCAGGGAGGAAAAUUCAAGGGACUCCUGUGCGGGGCAGCAUGGCAGAAGAUCUCCAGUUAGAGACAUGGGACCUGGAAUGCGAGCGCAACAAUCGGGACCACCGGACAUCUGAAACAGGCAGCCAGCAGCUCAUCGUACGCAGGGGGCAGCCCUUCACCAUUACUCUGUACUUUACUGGGAGGGCCUAUGAGGAAGGAGUGGACAAGCUCACAUUCUACGUUGAGACAGGACCUUGCCCCAUUGAGACAUCAGGGACCAGGUCUCACUUUCCUCUUUCCUGCACCCUGGAAGGGGCAGCCUGGAGCUCAGCUGUAGAAUGCCAGGAUGGAACCUCCCUGAGCGUGUCCAUCGUCUCCCCUCCUGAUGCCAGGAUUGGCCGGUACCACCUGACCAUGGAUGCUUCCACAGAUCAUCAGGGCUCCAGCGUCAGCCUUGGGGAAUUUGUCUUGCUCUUUAACCCUUGGUGUCCAGCGGAUUCUGUCUUUCUGGAGAGCGAAGAGGAGCGCGUUGAAUACGUCUUGACCCAGCACGGCCAUAUCUACCAGGGAUCAAAGGAUUACAUCUAUUCCAUCCCAUGGAACUUUGGGCAGUUUGAAGAUGACAUUGUGGACAUCUGCCUCCAGCUUCUGGACACCAACCCCAAGUUCCUGCGCAACCAGGACCAAGACUGCUCCCGCCGCAACAGCCCUAUCUACGUAAGCAGGGUGGUGAGCGCUAUGGUAAAUUGUAACGAUGACCAAGGCAUCCUGCUAGGGCGCUGGGACAACCAGUAUGGUGAUGGAGUGAGCCCCAUGGCCUGGAAUGGGAGUGUGGACAUCCUCCAGAGGUGGCAGAAGUAUGGGUGCCAGCCGGUCCGAUAUGGGCAGUGCUGGGUCUUUGCCGCUGUGGCCUGCACAGUGUUGAGGGGCUUGGGAAUCCCCACUCGCGUGGUCACCAACUACAACUCCGCCCACGACACCAACGGCAACUUGGUCAUAGAGCAGUAUUUAGACGAGAACGGGAAACUGCAGCAAGGGAACCGUGAACUCAUCUGGAAUUAUCACUGCUGGGUGGAAUCCUGGAUGACCCGGCCAGAUCUUCUGGGUGGAUAUGAUGGCUGGCAGGCUUUGGACCCAACUCCCCAGGAAAAAAGUGAAGGAGUUUACUGCUGUGGGCCUUGCCCGGUGAAAGCUGUCAAGGAAGGAGACUUGCAGCUGAAGUACGACAUUAAGUUUGUUUUUGCUGAGGUCAAUGCGGACGUUGCGUAUUUGAUGCUCCAGAGUGACAUGUCCCGGAAGAAGACCAUGUACACUACUGUCGUGGGCAAGAACAUCAGCACCAAGAGCGUGGGCAAAGAUGCCAAGGAGGAUAUCACACAUCACUACAAGUACCGCGAAGACUCGGAGGAAGAGAGGGCCGUGUUUGAAAAGGCGAAGCACAAGAAGGUCUAUCCGCCAGCAGAGGAGGGCUUGAAAAUCAAGAUCAAAGUAUCUGAAGGGAUGAACAACGGAUGUGACUUUGAUGUCUUUGCUGUCAUCAACAACAACACAGACAGCGAGCGGCGGUGCCGGCUGAUGUUUGGCGCCCGCACCGUCAGCUACAAUGGGACGCUGGGGCCAGAAUGUGGCUGCAAAGACCUGCUGAAUGUCAGCCUGGAACCAUAUGCAGAAAAGGUCGUCCCCUUGCGCAUUCUGUAUGAGAAGUAUGGUGACUGCCUGACUCAGGACAACAUGAUUAAAGUGAUGGCCCUCCUGAAGGAAUAUGAGACCAACGAGAUCGUCCUCUCUGUCAGGGACAUCUAUGUCAAAAACCCGGAUAUCAAAGUCAGGAUCUUGGGGGAGCCAAUCCAGAAGCGCAAACUGGUGGCAGAGCUCACGCUUACCAACCCCCUCCCAACCCCGCUGACUGGCUGCCUCUUUGCUGUGGAAGGGGCUGGUCUCACGGAAGGACAGAAGAUCCAGGAACUGGAUUGCCCCAUCGGGCCGGGUGAGGAUGCCAAAGUGAGGGUGGACUUCGUGCCUCGCCAGUCGGGCUUGCGGAAGCUGGUGGUGGAUUUUGAGAGCGACAAGCUGAAGGGGGUGAAGGGCUAUCGGAAUGUCAUCAUUGCCCCCCUGCGCAAAUGAAGCCCCCGUGAAGGGAAGAGGUUUGCUUCGCUGGCCCUGCCCGAAUCUAUUGCAUAAGACUCCUGUGCAGAAAGAGGGACAAUUGUAGCAGCAAAGGGGACCUCAGGGUGCUUUGCAAUAAAUGCCCCCACACACACACACACACUCAAAUGUGGCACUCUUGCAAGUGGCCACAUUUCUGUACCCCAAAUGCUUCCUUUCUAAUGUUUAUCAGGGAGCAGAAAUUGGUGAUUCGUUUAUGUGCAGAGCUCUCUCCCCCCCCCCCCCAGCCAGAUCCCUUCGUGGCCUUAUCAAGACACACCGCCAAAAUGAGAUAUGAUCCAAAGACCACUCCAGGCUGGAGUUCAAGCAGGUAAUUUUUGAGUGCUCAUUCAUGCAAAAAACAAUAACAUGCACAGGAAGGCGGGCAUGCAUGCGCACACAAAGUUCCAAAAUUCCCUGCAAGGCUUAUUUUCUGUUUGUGGGGAAAUUAUUUACAUUGGGAAGCAAUAAUGAGUGUGACAGCCCCUCUCAUUCCUCCCAACUCCUACAGUCGGAAGUGGAACGGUCCACUCUGCCACCUCAUUCCUCCCUCAAUCUGCCACAUGUGUAGGCCGGGACAUCCCAUUUGGAUAUUGAGAAGGUGGCUCCUCUUGCCCAGAAAUGGGUGGCCCUUAAUAUCCACCUGUCUGUGGCUCUCUUAAAAUGUGAUAUGUCCUUCCGCAAAACACUUCUGCUGGAGAAGGAGGAGGGGAAGGCACAAAGUUUAUAAGCUGCUUAUUACAUCAUGCCAAAAUAAAAAAAAUAGAACUCUAGAUACCAGCAGCCGUCAGAACUGUAUGACACUAUUUUAAGGACAUAAGAAGAGCCUGAUUGCUGCAUCUGGUCAACGGGGACCCAUCUGGUCCAGCAUCCUGAGGACAACAGCAACUCUCUGUUGCAGUGUCCAGCAACUGACAUUCAGAAGCAUGCUGCCUCCGACGAUGGAGACAGAGCAAGCCAUCAUGGCUAGUAGCCUUUGAAAGAACGGCCCAUCCAGUUCAGCCUCCUGUUCUCACAGUGGCCAGCCAGAUACCCGUUAUGGGAAGCCCGUGAGCAGGGCCUGAGCUCAGCAGCACUCGCCCUUCCUUCGGUUUCCAGCAACUGACAUUCAGGUUUGCUACCGUGGAAGCAGAGCAUAGCCAACAUGGCUAGUAGCCGUUGAUAGCCUUAUCCUCCAUGAAUGUAUCUAAUCCUCUUUCACAUAUACGCUCAUGGGGUCUGAACUGGCGGUGACCGACCAGGAGAGAGACCUCGGGGUUGUAGUGGACAGCACGAUGAAAAUGUCGACCCAGUGUGCGGCAGCUGUGAAAAAGGCAAAUUCCAUGCUAGCGAUAAUUAGGAAAGGUAUUGAAAAUAAAACAGCCGAUCUCAUAAUGCCGUUGUAUAAAUCUAUGGUGCGGCCGCAUUUGGAAUACUGUGUACAGUUCUGGUCGCCUCAUCUCAGAAAGGAUAUUAUAGAGUUGGAAAAGGUUCAGAAGAGGGCAACCAGAAUGAUCAAGGGGAUGGAGCGACUCCCUUACGAGGAAAGGUUGCAGCAUUUGGGGCUUUUUAGUUUAGAGAAAAGGCGGGUCAGAGGAGACAUGAUAGAAGUGUAUAAAAUUAUGCAUGGCAUUGAGAAAGUGGAUAGAGAAAAGUUCUUCUCCCUCUCUCAUAAUACUAGAACUCGUGGACAUUCAAAGAAGCUGAAUGUUGGAAGAUUCAGGACAGACAAAAGGAAAUACUUCUUUACUCGGCGCAUAGUUAAACUAUGGAAUUUGCUCCCACAAGACGCAGUAAUGGCCACCAACUUGGACGGCUUUAAAAGAAGAUUAGACAAAUUCAUGGAGGACAGGGCUAUCAAUGGCUACUAGCCGUGAUGGCUGUGCUGUGCCACCCUAGUCAGAGGCAGCAUGCUUCUGAAAACCAGUUGCCGGAAGCCUGAGGAGGGGAGAGUGUUCUUGCACUCGGGUCCUGCUUGCGGGCUUCCCCCAGGCACCUGGUUGGCCACUGUGAGAACAGGAUGCUGGACUAGAUGGGCCACUGGCCUGAUCCAGCAGGCUCUUCUUAUGUUCUUAUGUUAAGGCCAUCUUGUAGGCUGUUGACACAACUGAGACAAUCCUUACCUUAAAAGCACGAUUUCCUAUGUGUGGAGUUGUCAACAUGUGGAAAUGGUUUGGGGCAACCUUCAGCUGGGGGUCCUUCCCUUUGAACUGGCCUUGAGCGUCCAAGGGAAUUUAGCACGGGAGGGGGCACAGAGGACCCCCAUCCCUACACACUGUUUCUUAUGUGGCUGCUUAAAUGCUGUUCUGGAAAGAUGGCCAGGCAUUCCUUAAGUGACAGGGAUGUCUCUAGUUCCAAAACUACCUACCCCCCAAAACACAAAAUUGGUGUCUUAUGAUGUUAGGGCUCCCCUGGUCCCGUGGCAUGUAUUUAUUAUUUUAUGUAUUUAUUUUUAAAACUUAUAUACCGCCCGACUAGCAAUAGCUCUCUGGGCGGUGAACAUACAUACAAUAAAAUACAAUAUAAUACAAAAACAUCAGUCUAAAAUCAAAUUUCACAAUCUAAAAACAGCAAAGGCUAAAAUCAAAUUACAAACAUUACAGUCAUUAACAAAAAAUUAAAAUGCCUCGGAGUAGAGAAAGGUUUUAACCUGGCGCCGAAAGGAUGAUAGUGUCGGCGCCAGGCGAACCUCCUCGGGGAGACUAUUCCAUAGUUCGGGGGCCACCACUGAGAAGGCCCUUGAUCUUGUCACUGCCCUCCGGGCCUCCCUAUGAGUCGGGACCCGGAAGAGGGCCUUCGUAGCAGACCGUAGUGUACGAGCCGGUUCAUAGCGGGAGAGGCGUUCCGACAGAUAUUGAGGUCCCGCGCCGUAUAAGGCUUUAUAGGUUAAUACCAACACUUUGAAUUUGGCCCGGAAGCGUAUUGGAAGCCAGUGCAAGCGGGCCAAAACAGGUGUUAUAUGGUCAGACCGCUUCGUUCUUGUUAGCAGUCUGGCCGCCGCAUUUUGCACCAGCUGUAGCUUCCGAACCGUCUUCAGAGGUAGCCCUACAUAGAGCGCAUUACAGUAAUCCAAACGUGAGGUUACCAGAGCAUGUACUACUGAUGUAAGAUCCUCCUUACUCAGGUAGGGACGUAGCUGGGCUACCAAUCGAAGUUGGUAGAACGCAUUCUCUUUCUCUCUCUGUGUGUGCAGUCUUUGGGCUAUGUUUAUACAAAAAUGCUGAUCUCACAUCUGCUGAGCGGCUAUGGUGUCUCCCAAGGAACCCAGGCACUGUUGUUUUGUGAGGUGCCUGAAAACCUCCUCCUAGAAAUAAACCUAGGAACACAGGAAUAUCAGGAAAAACAUCCUAACUAUUAGAGCCGUACGGCAACGGAACCAAUGACCUAGAGAGGUAGUGGGCUCUCCGACACUGGAGGCCUUCAAGAGGCAGCUGGACAGCCAUCUGUCGGGAAUGGUUUGAUUUGGAUUCCUGCAUUGAGCAGGGGGUUGGACUCGAUGCCCUUAUAGGCCCCUUCCAACUCUACUAUUCUAUGAUUCUAUGAAUCUGCCUUCUCCUGAGUCAGACCACUGGUCCAUCUAGCUCAGUGUCACCUACUCUGACAGGCAGCAGCUCUCCAAGGCUCCAGGCAGGGAGCCUUCCCCAGCCCAACCUAGACAUGGUGCCAUUGGGGAUUGAACCUGGGGCCUUCCGCCUGGCCAGCAGAGGCUCUCCCACUGCGGUACGGGCCCUCCCACAUGACAUGAGGCAAGAGGAGGCCAGCUCAGCCAUGCUGACUGUGAGGCAGGCAUCUGGGCCUUUGGUCAUGGCUUUUCAUUCUUUGCACCUCUUUGCAAUAAGGACCAGAAGCUGUCUCAUGACUGAGCAACACGGAGAGAGAGAGAGAAAGAGAGAGAGAGAGAGCACAACAUUAAGAGUAGGCUGGAGAAAAGGUGACCUCAAAAUAACUCGAACUGGCUUAGAAAAUUAGCUUUUUCAAUCAGGAAUGUCAUUCGAAUUUGCUUAGUUUGGGGCCACUGGGGGCCAAGUCGUGAGUGCUUGCUUUCUCUGACAACCGUGACGCUUCCAGCCUGUUUCAUGUCUGAAACAAUGCCAGGCAGGAUCUGGUUGAGAGGAGGAAGGAGGCACAUACAGAUGUCAAAGCCCCUCAUUCCCCCAGCCAGGGCUGCCUGCCACACCAGCUCUUCCCUGGGCUUCAGAGCAUCCACCCUGACACUUUUCCAUCCUUGGCCAUCUUGAAGUACAGUAAAGACAGAAGCAAUUUCCUGGUGGAGAUUCUGCUGGACCCAGCGCUCUGCGCGAGGGGCUCUUAGGUUCCACUUCCAGUGCAUCCACACAUUUGUUAAGAAGGCCACACACACUACUGACCUGAGCCACAAAAAAUCCGUAGGUCUUUCCAAACCAGCCACAGAGACUGGCUUCUCUGGCUCCUUUUAAUCCCUCGCCAGAAGUUCCCCAUUCUCUUGCAUACUGCUAAGAAAUAGUUUUUGGAUUACUGUUUUAGAGCCAGCCUGAGAAAGGGCUCAAUAAUGUGAGCAAUAUACAUGUACAUAGAUAUAUAUAUUUGUAUGCCAUGAUGCUGUUCCUAAUCUUGAAUGUACGGAGAGAGUGGUUUACUUGCUUUCUUAGCCAUUUCUUGCUAACGUCCAUCACAAAUACUGUGUUCUUAGAGCCAGUUGGGUGUUAUACUGACGGGAAUGAACUAUGCAAUCACUGAAUAAAGAGUUUUAUUUUUCACCUUCAA
This is a messenger RNA of Rhineura floridana, 6930 nucleotides long. It is a transcript of the gene TGM2, whose product is annotated as transglutaminase 2. Gene Ontology annotation, molecular function: protein-glutamine gamma-glutamyltransferase activity. NCBI's taxonomy places the organism in Eukaryota, Metazoa, Chordata, Lepidosauria, Squamata, Rhineuridae. The record is from RefSeq and is a predicted model, not a curated record. Gene Ontology annotation, biological process: peptide cross-linking. The coding region runs from base 124 to 2187 and encodes 687 amino acids. The transcript is spliced from 13 exons.